AUGUCUGUUCUUCGCAAUGUCAUAAAGCUAGACUUGUCUGCUACAGCUUUUUUCAUGUGUGAUAUUCAAGAGAAGUUUCAAAAAAUGAUACAUCAAUUCCCUAGUUUAGUUGUUACUGCGAAUAAAAUGAUCUCUGCUGCGAAAAUACUCGAUAUUCCGAUGGUUGUUACCGAACAGAAUCCAAAAGCCUUAGGAAACACAGUUCCGGAACUCGACAUUUCCUCCGCAAAGUUAGUAUUACCAAAAACAAAAUUUUCCAUGUUUCUACCGGAAGUAGAGAAACUACUCAAGGAAAAAUCGAUAAAUUCGGUUGUUCUUUUUGGAAUCGAAUCACAUGUGUGUAUACUACAAACGACGCUAGAUCUUCUCGAAAAUAAUUACAAUGUGCACGUUCUGGCAGACGGUGUUUCUUCGAUGAACAACCCUGAAACUGAUAUAGCACUAGGCCGUAUGCGUCAAGCAGGAGCUUUAAUAACUAGUUCAGAGUCGGUGCUAUUCCAACUUCUCGUAGACUCAAAACACGAGAAGUUUAAGAGUAUUUCUAAUUUGGUGAAAGAGUACAAAGACGCGACAGCAAAUAAUAAACUUCUUUAUAGAUCAAUACUUUAA
Molecule: messenger RNA, 609 nt
Organism: Ambispora gerdemannii
Lineage: Eukaryota; Fungi; Glomeromycota; Glomeromycetes; Archaeosporales; Ambisporaceae
Source: the annotation of a GenBank genome assembly